This is a messenger RNA of Nothobranchius furzeri (turquoise killifish), 3536 nucleotides long. It is a transcript of the gene fam131aa, whose product is annotated as family with sequence similarity 131 member Aa. Lineage: Eukaryota; Metazoa; Chordata; Actinopteri; Cyprinodontiformes; Nothobranchiidae. The record is from RefSeq and is a predicted model, not a curated record.
UUCAUGCAUGAUGGUGUUUAUCUAAUGCAGGUAUAGAGCUAUUAGUAUGCAGAUUGGGACUUCAAAGGUUUCCAAGAGAUCCGCUCCUCUUGUUUCCCCUCCCUUCCUCGUCAUAAUUGCAGGCUGCAGAUUUGCUCUCAUCGAUGGCGGGAUGAUGUCUUAUUCAACCGUGAUCGAGUCGCUUCUGUUGCUUGAAUGCACCAUUUUCUAGAAAAAAAUCUGAGAAGACAAGUCGCGUUUCUGCACUGCAGCUUGCUUCGAUCCCUCUGAGCUGCAGACACACUGACUUCAUCCUCCCACUUGUUGGUCGGAGCUAUGGAGGUGCCAGACCAGACAUCACCUCCUUUUUAAAACUGCUUCUGUUUAUUCAAGAAGUCAAAUAACGCGCGCGCGUGUGUGCGCGCGCCUCUGCAGGAAGAGCACAACAUAAUCCAAUCAAUUUAAAUCCACACAUGUGGUUUGUUUGGAUUAAUUAGCAGCAUUUGUAAUCAGAUGCUACAGGGAGCUGGCAGAGAGAAAAGUGUGAAGUUUGACGUGCAGGACACUUCGCACUAUCUAUUUUCUGGGAAAGUAUAAUAUAAUAUAAUAUAAUAUAAUAUAAUAUAAUAUAAUAUAAUAUAAUAUAAUACCUUCAUCGUCCAUAAAUUACAUUCACAGGAGCAAAAAGGAGAGUAGUAAACGAGUAAAAUUUACACAUUUUAACAAAUUUAAAAAAAGGAUAUAUAAAAUACAGUUUACAAUGCAAUAGUGAGUUGGUGCUGGUAGAACAAUAAUAGAAACUGCAGAUUACAAAAGCAGCAGAGAAAAGUAAUAGUCUGAACAUAUUAUUAUCUAAUAAGGUGUUUUUUUUAAAUUAUUAUAAAACAAAUAAAAUGCGUAAUUGUGUCAUUCUGGGUUGAUUCUAGCAAAAAUAAAAAAAUGUAAGAAUGCACAUUGAAAAAUUAGAAUAUUAAUAAAGUUUAAAUAAGUUUAUUUCAACUCAUAUCAUCAUCAUAUUUAACAACAGCCCAGUGUGUAGCUGAUAUUAUGCAGCCGUUGUGUAAAAUAAGAUAGCAUCUCAAACAUGAUAAUAAAUCUGUUUUAUUUUCACUUUGCAUUUUGAAGGUGUGAAUUCAGUUAAACAGCAGCAGAAAAUUUGUGCUGGCUAAUAGAUCAUUCUCAUUGGCUGGACUCAAUAAAAGAUCUCUCUUUUCUGUAUUUGGAUCAUGCUGCAAAUUGCUCUCCAUGUUUUAUAUUUCCUGAUUUAAAUUCUGCAGGAGCUGAUGUGGAUCUGUAGGGGUGAUCCAUUUCCUUGUGUUGUCUUGGUGCAGGGACACAUCUAAAUCAUGCAGGACAGCGUGUCCCCAUGGAUCAGGGCUGGGGAAAAACUCACCCAUCUGCAGGAGCUGAGAUGUGUUCAGUUAAAUCUCAGGAUGGAACCUUUCAGAGCUCCACAUGCUGAACAUGUGUUUAUCGGCCUGACCGAUGUUUCUCAGGUGUUUUUCUUUAUGCACUUUAAAGCCAAAGCCCUCCUUUGGGGAGCAGGGACGUCACCUGAGCUGGAGAUGCUGUUUGCACCUCCGCCUGCUGGUUGGCACACAUUUACUGUCAUGCUUGAUUUCAGUGUUAGCCUCUAACGACUGUCACAAGCUUUUUCUUUUUCUUCAUUACUUUUUUGGUCUUUCUUAGCUGCUUUAGGAGCUAAUCUGCUUAAGAAUGUCUGUCAAGUCAUGCAUGUUUGCUCCUGUUUCCUGCUGGAGAUAAGUCACCCCUUCCAGAAAUAAAAGAUGACACAUUUCAAGGUGCCUUGUGCUGCAGAUUGGGCCAACUCACCCAAUCAUCUGGGUCACGUUGGGCUUUUUUGAGUUCAUUAGGUGGCCCUAUCAGUUUCAAUUAGCAGAUUUGUGUUGAGUGGGCGUGGCUGGAGCCGCUAACCCGUGGCUGGUCACUCGCCAUAUGUUUGCUAUGUCAAACAGAGACUGUCACGACUGCCCUCUCCUCCCUCCACCCCGACCAUUCGAAACGGGUUCGCCGGCUUACUGUGGCUUUAGCAGCAUCUGUGCUGUAAAUUUAGGGCAUUGCUGUCUGCUUGUCUGCUCCGGUGGUUUAAAACAACAGACUCGAGCUGUGGCGCUCUCUGAGAGCAUCUCUGCAACUUUGCAAUGAGGUUCAGAACCAGGAGCAGGGACAGAAUGGAGAGGCAAAGAGAGAAAGAGGUGAAAUUCGAAGAGAGUGAAAUGAUUCCAAAGUCGGGCAAAUCUCCAGCAGACUCCCGGAAAAGUGUUGGCAUCCAUGAAUUUGCAGCACUCGCCAGGUCUUCUCUGAAUGGUAUCUCUCAGGCGGUGAGAGACCAUGUGACCAAGCCCACCUCCCUGGCUCAGGGCCGGGUGGCCCAUCUCAUUGAGUGGAAAGGGUGGCCCAAGCCCACAGGUCCUCCACCAGGGACUCACUCCCAGUUCAGCUCUUACAGCCAUCUGACUGAAGGGGAGAAGGAGGCUCGGUUUGCUGCAGGAGUGGCUGAGCAGUUUGCCAUCGCUGAGGCCAAACUGAGAGCCUGGGCAUCUCUGGAUGAUGAGGAUGAGGAGGAAGACUCCAAUGAUGAAGAAUCUCACAGCAGUGGACAAACUCACAGCACAGACGCCGCCACGUCCGAACAAACCGGCGGAGCUCCAUGCCAACCAGAGAGCCGAGGCGUUGAUGUUCCGCCCUCGGUUUGUCCUGAAGGCUCCGGCAGCAGCAGUCCGCUCUGCGAUCGGCCUCUAACUGAUAGUGACCUACAUUCAUCCACCUCACCCACAUCGCGGAGCGACUGCAUGUGUCCAUUCUUGGAGGAAGAGGAGGAAGAAGAGGAGGAGAGGCUGAACGGUCUCGAGGAGCAGCUCGGUCCUUUGCAAGAGCAGCACAGUGAGGUCUGCAUCCACAACAAGCCAGAGUGGAGGUCUCGAGGCAGAAGCAGCAGGUUCGACUCCUGCUACUCCACCUCUCACUCCGAGUCUCCCGGAGAGGAGGAUGAGGAAGAUGAGGAGGAGGAAGGGAGUGUGUUUCAUGAGCUUCGGGUUUGGCACUGGAGCCCCAGGAGCUUCUUCUCAGAACGUGGGUCAUCUGGUGUGGCAUCGUUUGAGGAGGAGGAGAGAGAAGAGGUGGAAGAAGAGAAGAAAGAGGAGAAGGAGUAUCUCAUGUGAUGUCUUGUUCUUCUUUGUCUCCUUGAGUCUGUAGAUUCUGAUGUGAAUAUUCCUCACAUUGUAGACCUCUCUCCUCCUCCUCCUCAUCGCUCCUCCACUGGAAGCCGUUCGUCCUCCUGGCCUUUCACUGAUCCGCUGCUUCUCUCAGCUGUAAACAGUUUAAAUGUUGGAGGGUUCAACGAGAAUGUAAAGUUGUUGUUCAAACAGAGUUUUGUACAUUUUUGUGCAGUCGUGUGUUGCUAUUGGGUUAUUUUUAUAUGAAGUGCUGUUUUUUUUUCUUAUUUUGGGUCAUGCUGUGUCAUGUGGGUUUGAUAUUGAAAGGCUGAAUGUUCUGUGCAUAAAUAAAUAAAUAUAAUUUUUUUGAAAUGGGAAUAA